AUGGACCUGUCGCCGACGGCAGCAAGACGUCGCCCAUGUCUGCCCAUGUCUGCCCUGCAACCAACAAUACAUGGUAUACACACUACCUGGGCUCUGUGUAGACGAGUCUCCGCCUGCAGGGAGUUAAUCCCCGCUCCCACCAAUGGCUACUCCGCGCUGCCUGGUACUAUUCAGGGGGGGGACGUCCCUCAGAAAUGUCCUCACGGGGUUGCGCGCCAUGCGUUCCCAGCGACCAAUCCGCCAUCCAGACUUGGCCUGGCUAUUAUCAAGCCUCGUCGGAAUGACAGCAGUCGCAACGAUACUGGACCCGCUGCAUGCAUAUGUGGAACGGACCGUGAGAAUGGUGUCCCGCUAUCCACUCACGUCCCGCCGCCUCCCGAAACUGCCGCUUGGACGCCUCUUUGCCCUGUGCCUCAUGCAGAAGUCGUUCUGUCUGUCUCAUGCCCGAGGGCUCAAGCUUUCCCACAUGGCCUGCACCUAUCCGUAGCACUGCCCAUAGCGUCUCCCCAAAUGUAG
This is a messenger RNA of Parastagonospora nodorum SN15, 516 nucleotides long. RefSeq lists its product as hypothetical. Bases 1 to 516 code for a protein of 171 amino acids. The record is from RefSeq and is a predicted model, not a curated record. NCBI's taxonomy places the organism in Eukaryota, Fungi, Ascomycota, Dothideomycetes, Pleosporales, Phaeosphaeriaceae. The transcript is spliced from 2 exons.